AUGGUCCGGGAGAGGCUGAAAAAUGAGGUGCAGAAGAUGCAGGGGGAGUUCUUGGGGUUCAGACCUGGUCUGGUGGUUUUACAGGUUGGUGACAGAGACGACUCCAACCUCUACAUUAGCAUGAAGCUAAAGGCUGCAGCUGAGAUUGGAAUCAAUGCGAACCAUGUCCGGCUGCCAAAGAGCACUACGGAAGACGAGGUCCUGAGCAUCAUCACCUCCAUUAACGAGAACCUGUCUGUCCACGGUCUAAUAGUCCAGCUGCCUCUGGACUCGCUGCAGCCAAUCAACAGCGAGCGCGUCACCAACGCUGUCGCCCCCCACAAAGACGUGGACGGUCUAACCAGUGUAAAUGCAGGGAAGCUGUCUCGUGGAGACAUGGGUGACUGUUUUAUUCCCUGUACUCCUAACGGCUGCAUGGAGCUGAUCAGGCAGACAGGCGUGUCCGUGGCCGGUAAACAUGCGGUAGUGAUAGGUCGCAGUAAGAUUGUCGGAGCUCCGAUGCACGACCUCCUGCUGUGGAACCACGCCACGGUGACCACCUGUCACUCAAAAACAAGAGACCUCCCCACACAGGUGGGUCGGGCGGACAUCUUGGUGGUUGGGGCUGGCCGGGCGGAGAUGGUGAGAGGAGAGUGGGUGAAGGAGGGAGCCGUGGUCAUCGACUGUGGUAUCAACCACCUGCCAGAUGAGACGAGGGCGGGGGGAAAGCGGGUGGUGGGAGAUGUCCACUACCCGUCGGCCCAGCAGAGGGCAGCCUUCAUCACCCCCGUGCCUGGAGGGGUGGGGCCCAUGACAGUCGCCAUGCUGAUGGAGAACACAGUUCAGAGUGCAUGGAGGCUUUUGAAGAAACGGACCAGCAGGUGAAACACCAGCUACACCCGACAAACUCCUAAAGACACCCACACCAAGAGAGCUUGACACCAACCAAUGAGACAUGCAGGCAGGGAACAUCUGGAUCAUGACAACACAGGCAGGGAACAUCUGGAUCAUGACAACACAGGCAGAGAACAUCUGGAUCAUGACAACACAGGCAGAGAACAUCUGGAUCAUGACAACACAGGCAGAGAACAUCUGGAUCACGACAAAGAACAUCGAGUAUAAUUUGUGCUUCUGCUCAGUCCCUCAGUUCGCUUGUUGCUUUUAACACCUGUAACAUGGAGCUAUGUGACAAUAAAGCCUGACGGUGUG
Molecule: messenger RNA, 1188 nt
Organism: Lampris incognitus (smalleye Pacific opah)
Lineage: Eukaryota; Metazoa; Chordata; Actinopteri; Lampriformes; Lampridae
Product: C-1-tetrahydrofolate synthase, cytoplasmic-like
Exons: 10
Coding region: 1-864 (287 amino acids)
Biological process (GO): tetrahydrofolate interconversion
Cellular component (GO): cytosol
Molecular function (GO): methylenetetrahydrofolate dehydrogenase (NADP+) activity; methenyltetrahydrofolate cyclohydrolase activity
Source: RefSeq, a predicted model, not a curated record